Messenger RNA from Acanthosepion pharaonis, 456 nucleotides. Lineage: Eukaryota; Metazoa; Mollusca; Cephalopoda; Sepiida; Sepiidae. The record is from the annotation of a GenBank genome assembly.
AUGAACGUUUCUCGUCUGUUUGUGCCUCUGACUUUCGUUUCUUGUUUUCUCUCUCUCUUACUCUCUCACUCACUCUCUCUCUCUCUUACUCUCUCACUCACUCUCUCUCUCUCUCUUACUCUCUAUCUCCCACUCUUUUUCUCCACUGUUUUCUUCCCUCCUCUCCUUCUUCUAUUUCAGUCUCUCAAUUUCUCUCUUACCUCUUCUUCAUCUCUCAUUUACUUGUUUCUUUUUCUCUCUCUCUCUCUUUCUUUUUCUUCAUCCUACUACCUCUCUUCUCUUUCGCUUGCCUUUCUCUUUUCCUUAUUUUCGCCUAACUCUUUCUCUCUCUUCUUUUUCUCUUUCUACUUGCUUAUCGACUCAGAUAUUCUCUCUCGCUCCCUCUCUCUCUCUCUCUUACUUCUCCCGAUUAUUUCAUUCUCAUCUUCAGCCUCUCACUUUCUCUCUUACUUUUGA